This is a messenger RNA of Trichomycterus rosablanca, 1253 nucleotides long. RefSeq names its product transmembrane protein 65-like. Gene Ontology annotation, biological process: cardiac ventricle development; regulation of cardiac conduction. Gene Ontology annotation, cellular component: mitochondrion. The coding region runs from base 325 to 972 and encodes 215 amino acids. The record is from RefSeq and is a predicted model, not a curated record. Lineage: Eukaryota; Metazoa; Chordata; Actinopteri; Siluriformes; Trichomycteridae. The transcript has 8 exons.
GAGACGGGGGUCGGGUGUUUAUAUAAAUAAAGUCCGCACUGCUCAUGGUUUCCACUUGACUCAUGUCUUUCUCUGUCGGUGGAAGAGCUGCACUCCUAACUGAAACUGAUAUUCUCAUUAUUUAUACACAGAAGAACUGGAACUAAUCGUCUUAAUUAUGUUAAAUUAACAGUAAACAUUGUUUGUAACCUUUUACCAUAGUUCGGUAUUGUAUUUUUACUCUUAUAAUCACUAUGCAAAUCAGAAGAGUCGUUUGGAGAUUGAGGAGCUUCAGAACAACAACAUUGAGGCAUUAGCAGCAGUUAACCAGGGUACUGAUAGAAGAUGUUGAGGUUUGGUUUGCAGAGAGCCCUUGGCCCAUGCGUCAGAAGAGUAGAAACACGCUGGCUCGGAACACACAAGCGCAAUGAAAGACUGGAGCCACUGAACACUCCCACAGGAGCUAAAGACUUCAUCUACAGCCUGCACCCUUCAGAGCGCCGCUGCUUACUGAGAGAGCUUCAGAGUUUUGAAUCCAUCGCCAUCGCCCAGGAGACACUGGAGUCGGCUCCACCCAACGCCAACCAGCUGAGAUAUGUUCUCCUCCACAACGCCAUCCCGUUCGUCGGCUUUGGCUUUCUGGACAACGCCAUCAUGAUCGCUGCAGGAACCCAGAUUGAGCUGUCCAUCGGUGUGACGUUUGGAAUAUCAACAAUGGCAGCGGCUGCUCUGGGGAACUUGGUAUCAGAUCUGGCAGGACUUGGGUUGGCAGGUUAUGUGGAAGCUUUAGUUGUGAGGUUUGGGAUGCAGAUUCCAGAUCUUACACCCAAACAGGCUGACAUGUGGCAGACCAGACUGAGCUCACACCUGGGGAAGGCCAUCGGCGUCGCCAUCGGCUGCUUGCUCGGGAUGUUCCCUUUGCUCUUCCUCAGUGAAGAAGAUGAAGAAAAGAAAGAAAGUCCUCCACCAGCCUCACUCCCAGACUCUAAAUAAGUUCCCAUUUAACACACACAGUACCACAGGACGUGGUACAUCAACACUAUGAAGCAGGUUUUCUUAACAGAGGAAAAGCUCUGUUCACCUGAGCACUGAAGGGUUAGAGAUAUGAAACUGAAACAUUUUUCGGACUACUAAAUGUAGUCCAUCGGUCAAAACACGCUGGCUGGAGCUGCAAGCUUAAUGUAGUUAACAGAAAUGCUAGGCAGUUGAACCCAAACAUGUUUUAUUUUCCAUUAACCCAAGCUCAAAUCUUUAUAUACUUGCUUUGAACAAUC